Messenger RNA from Pseudophryne corroboree (corroboree frog), 1782 nucleotides. RefSeq names its product mucin-7-like. NCBI's taxonomy places the organism in Eukaryota, Metazoa, Chordata, Amphibia, Anura, Myobatrachidae. The coding region runs from base 270 to 764 and encodes 164 amino acids. The transcript has 4 exons. The record is from RefSeq and is a predicted model, not a curated record.
GCUUUUUGGCCAUUCCAGGCCACUGUACACUACCUAGUGUCCCAGGAUCCACCGUUGACUCUCCGGAUUCACCACCUCUGGAGAAGUUAUACAGUGGGAGCGGCGAGGUAGUCUCCCCCUCGUCUGGUCCUUUAUACCCUCUGCCGGGCUGGUUCCAGAGCCUGGUGCUUGAUGUGGCUCAAAAACGCACACGCCAAACCACUCCUUCAAAUGUUGUCCAUGGUGCUGAUGUUGCUACAGGUUCAUCCCGCCAUCAUCCGACUGCGCAAAUGCGCACACGCCACGGAUCCGCAACGCGGAAACAUGUGGCACAGAAAAGACCACGACACGCUCUGGCCACAGCACAAUCUGCCUCUCCACCAACGCAACAAAUCACUAUGGUCGCAUCCAGGCCACCGUCCGAAUUGCUGGCGCCCUCCCCACCACUUCAACUGCAGUCCCCUCAACUUCCAGAUCAAGGCACCAUGACACCCGCACACCAGUCAGAUGUAAUGGAGGAAACUUAUGUCCUUAACCUGCAGCCGGUAGACCCGACAACACCAAGCAUGCCACCUAUGGCUGGUUCUCCGCCGCCAACUACUCCACAACCACAAUUGAGCACAGCCACACCACCGGCACAAAACACACUCCAGGCAUUUUGUGACAGCUGGACAACCCAGCAACCGCAACAUUUGGAGUAUCUUCGCAGACACACCCAGCUGCUGUCAAGUAUUCCCCAUUAUCUCCCCAGAAUAAGUUGCACUAUGGGGGUCAUUCCGAGUUGAUCACUCGCUGCCGUUUUUUGCAGCAUAGCGAUCAGGCUAAAAAUCGGCUGUUCUGCGCAUGCGUAUGGUCCGCAGGGCGCACGCGCAAAGUAAUUUCACACAAAACUAAGCAAUUUUACACAGGGGCGAGCGACGCUUUUCAAUCGCUCUGCUGAUCGGUGAGUGAUUGACAGGAAGUGGGUGUUUCUGGGCGGAAACUGACCGUUUUCCGGGAGUGUGCUAAAAAACGCAGGCGUGUCAGGCUAAAACGCAGGAGUGGCUGGAGAAACGGGAGUGGCUGGCCGAACACAGGGCGUGUUUGUGACGUCAAAUCAGGAACUAAACAGUCUGCAGUGAUCGCAAUCUAGGAGUAGGUCUGGAGCUACUCAGAAACUGCAGGAAAAGAUUUUCAAGCAAUUCUGCUAAUCUUUCGUUAACACUUCUGCUAAGCUAAGAUACACUCCCACAGGGCGGCGGCUUAGCGUUUGCACUGCUGCUAAAAGCAGCUAGCGAGCGAUCAACUCGGAAUGAGGGCCAUUGUGCAGACAAAAUUCUGAGCUCAGCAGAAUUGCCACAUGCAUGGAACAAAUGCGGGCUGAUAACAGCAACAUUAUGCAAACCAUGGCCAGGAUUAUGGACGACCAAAUGAGGCAACAUCAGAACUACCUCAAUCUCCUAGAUACAAACAAUCGCCUAUGUGAAAGUGUGGGCAGAAUCAUAUAACACGGCAUCAAACAUCCAACUGAAUGCAACAUUAAGCAGCCUCAGUCACAAUAUUGCCAACCUACACAACCAACAAGUGAGCACAAGCUCUGAAACCACAACCCCUUUAACUACGCCUACUUCAUCCCCAGUAAGAAGAUCAAGAAGAAGAGCUAAUGUCCCUGGCCCUGACUCUGCCGGAUCUAAGGACCAAACCAAAAAAUAAAUUAAAACAUAAACAGGUGUUGGGUUGUUAGGGGGGUAAAGUUUUUCCGUGUUUAAAAUCUGUUUUUUAGGAUAAUUUUUCCAAAAAAUAAACACAUUUGUUUGCACAAUA